Messenger RNA from Abrus precatorius (Indian licorice), 1510 nucleotides. Its product is annotated as isoflavone 3'-hydroxylase-like. The transcript is spliced from 3 exons. Gene Ontology annotation, molecular function: heme binding; oxidoreductase activity, acting on paired donors, with incorporation or reduction of molecular oxygen; iron ion binding. NCBI's taxonomy places the organism in Eukaryota, Viridiplantae, Streptophyta, Magnoliopsida, Fabales, Fabaceae. Bases 8 to 1510 code for a protein of 500 amino acids. The record is from RefSeq and is a predicted model, not a curated record.
AAUCAAAAUGGAACCCUUAUUCCACUACGCUAUCCUCUCCCUUGCAUUCAUCUGCACCGUUAAGAUUUUCUUCCAAAUCCAAUCAAGAAGGAUCAGAAACCUUCCACCGGGUCCACCAACCCUCCCCAUCAUCGGCAACCUCCACCACCUCAAGCAACCAAUCCACCGCACCUUCUCCGCGCUCUCCCAAACCUACGGCGACAUUCUCUCACUCUGGUUCGGCUCGCGUCUCGUCGUCGUCGUCUCGUCCCCCUCAUUGGUCCAAGAAUGCUUCACCAAAAACGACAUCGUUUUAGCCAACCGCCCUCGCUUCAUUGCCGGCAAGUACAUCUUCUACAACUACACCACCUUGGGCUCCGCCUCCUACGGCGACCACUGGCGCAACCUCCGCCGCAUUACAACCAUCGACGUCCUCUCCACCAACCGCCUCAACUCUUUCUUGGGAAUCCGCAGGGACGAGACCAAGCGGUUAAUUUGGAAACUUGGACAGGACGCCACGUGUCAUGAACCCACCAAGGUGGAGUUGAGAUCGAGGCUUACGGAGAUGACGUUCAACGCCAUGAUGAGGAUGAUUUCGGGGAAGAGAUAUUACGGUGAGGACAUCGACGUAACGGACGUUGAGGAAGCUAAGCAGUUCAGGGAAAUUAUAACGGAGAUGCUGUCUCUGUUUGGCGCCAACAACAAGAGUGACUUCUUGCCACUCCUCAGAUUGUUCGAUUUUGAGGAUUUGGAGAAGAGGCUGAAGAGGAUUGGGAAGAGAGCUGAUGCAUUCUUGCAGGGUCUAAUUGAGGAGCACCGAAGUGGGAAGCAUGGGAGUGCUGACACCAUGAUUGAUCACCUCUUGAAACUCAGUGAGUCGCAGCCUGAGUACUAUUCUGAUCACAUCAUCAAAGGUCUUAUUCAGGCUAUGCUUCUAGCUGGAACAGACACAUCAGCUGUGACUAUAGAGUGGGUAAUGUCUGAAUUAUUGAACCACCCUGAAGUAUUGAAGAAGGCAAAAGAUGAAAUAGACACUCACGUUGGAAAGGAACGAUUAGUACAAGAGCAAGAUCUGUCAAAACUCCCAUACCUUCAAAACAUCAUAUCUGAGACACUUCGAUUACAUCCUCCUGCUCCAUUAUUGUUACCACAUUAUUCUUCAGAGGAUUGUACUAUUGGAGGAUACAAUAUUCCACGGGACACUAUAGUGUUGACUAAUGCAUGGCUCAUUCAUAGAGAUCCUAAACUUUGGAAUGACCCCACAAGUUUUAAGCCUGAGAGAUUUGAAAAGGAAGGAGAGGUGACCAAGUUAAUUGCAUUUGGGUUGGGGAGAAGGGCUUGCCCUGGUCUGGGCUUGGCCCAACGUACGGUGGGCUUCACUAUGGCAUUAUUAAUUCAAUGCUUCGAAUGGGAACGAGAAAGUGAGGAAAAACUUGAUAUGAUGGAGGACAAAGGGAUCACCAUGCCAAAGCUAAUUCCAUUACAGGCCUUGUGCAAAUCACGACCUAUCGUCAAUGACGUUAUGAACUAA